This is a messenger RNA of Meriones unguiculatus (Mongolian gerbil), 783 nucleotides long. It is a transcript of the gene Csn2, whose product is annotated as casein beta. The record is from RefSeq and is a predicted model, not a curated record. NCBI's taxonomy places the organism in Eukaryota, Metazoa, Chordata, Mammalia, Rodentia, Muridae. Gene Ontology annotation, cellular component: extracellular region. The transcript is spliced from 6 exons. The coding region runs from base 1 to 783 and encodes 260 amino acids.
AUGAAGGUCCUCAUCCUCGCCUGCCUUGUGGCACUUGCCCUCGCAAGGGAGGAAGUACUUAGUGUAUCCUCCGAGACUGAGAGUGUUUCCAGCAGUGAGGAAUCUAUUGCACAUAUCACUGAGCAGAAACUUCAGAAGGUGAAACGCAUGGAACAGCUGCAGGCAGAGGAUGUGCUCCAGGAUAAAGUUCACUCCAUCCAGUCUCAAUCCCAGGCUUUUCCGUAUGCUCAGCCCAUCUCUUGCGUUCCCCUCGCACAAACCAUCCAGCCUGUUGCUCAGCCCCCCGUGGUGCCUUCUCUGGGACCUGUCAUUUCUCCUGAACUGGAAGCCUUCCUUAAAGCUAAAGCCACCAUCCUUCCCAAGCACAAAGAGAUGCCCUUCCUUAACUCUGAAACUGUCCUCCGCCUCUUCAGCUCUCAAAUCCCCAGUGUUGCUGAGCUUGCAAACCAGCACCUUUCUCAGUCUCUGGUCCAGCUCCUGGCACAACCUGUGCAGGCUUCUGCUCAGCCUCCAGUGGUUUCUUCUCAGCCCCAAGGGUCUCUUCCUCAGUCCAAAGAUCUGUACGCUCUCCUGCAAGUAGCACCCUUCCUUCAAGGAGAUAUGUCUGUCCAAGACCUUCUGCACUACCUUCAACUUCUGCUUAACCCCACCAUCCAGGUCCCUACCACUCAACGAGUUCAUCACGUUACUGUAAGUUUAAAUUUACCUCCUUUCAGUUCCCUUCAAAAUGUGCAUAUCACUAUAUUAAUAGAGAAAAUUGAGAGCUCUAGAAUGAAAGAAUAA